Astyanax mexicanus (Mexican tetra) is the source of this 4861-nucleotide messenger RNA. RefSeq names its product ANKH inorganic pyrophosphate transport regulator a (gene ankha). Gene Ontology annotation, cellular component: membrane. Gene Ontology annotation, molecular function: phosphate transmembrane transporter activity. Bases 419 to 1948 code for a protein of 509 amino acids. Gene Ontology annotation, biological process: phosphate ion transmembrane transport. The record is from RefSeq and is a predicted model, not a curated record. The transcript is spliced from 12 exons. NCBI's taxonomy places the organism in Eukaryota, Metazoa, Chordata, Actinopteri, Characiformes, Acestrorhamphidae.
AGGCUGAGUGUUGUGGGAGCUGCUGCUGCUGCUGCUGUGGAGGAGAGCUCCUGCAGGGCUAUGGUUUGAGAGGUGAAGUUAUCGGCAGUGUGGCGCGGUGAGCUGAAACUGAGGGGAACAUUCUGGACUGAGCUCGAGCUGUGAAAGAGUUUUCCACUGUGAAGCUGCGGAGGAGAAGUUCUCACACUAGAUAACUAGUUAACUAGAUAACUGCAGCUCUCUGUACUGAGGAGGGGAGGUUUAGGUGGCAGAGGGAGGUGUUGACUGGCUGCUGGGGCUGCGGUGGGUUUGAGUGUUGUUAGAAAGGUCAACUAAAGUCAACUACCGGUAACUAAAACUAGCUGCUGCUGCUGCUGCUGUUGUUAUUUCUCCAGCCUGAUGUGAAAGUGAGUAGAGGAGCUCUCCUCCUGCAGGUAUCAUGGUGAAGCUGACAUCCCUCACCUCCUACUGGCCUCUCAUCAGAUUCCUCCUUCCUCUAGCCGUCACCAACAUUGCCAUCGACUUUGGAGAACAGGCUCUGAACAGAGGAAUCGCCUCAGUAAAGGAGGACCGUGUGGAGAUGCUGGCCAGCUAUGGACUGGCCUACUCUCUAAUGAAGUUCUUCACAGGACCCAUGAGUGAUUUUAAGAGCGUGGGAUUGGUGCUCGUUCACAGCAGGAGGGACAGAAAUAAGGCUGUGCUCUGUAUGGCUGUGGCUGGAACCAUAGCAAUGAUCCUCCAUAUUCUCAUAGCCUACACAGAUCUGGGAUAUUACGUCAUCAACAAGCUCCACCAUGUGGACGAAUCUGUCGGCAGCAAGACACGAAGGGCCUUCCUGUACCUCGCUCUGUUCCCUUUACUGGACUCCAUGGCAUGGAUUCACUCUGGCAUCCUUCUGAAGCACAAAUACAGCCUGCUGGUGGGUUCAGCCUCCAUCUCAGAUGUUGUAGCUCAGAUCGUGUUUGUAGCAAUUCUGCUCCAGAGUAAUCUAGAGUGUAUUGAGCCUCUGCUCAUUCCCAUCCUUUCUCUGUACAUGGGAGCAAUGGUGCGUUUUACUAUUGUGGGAAUGGGAUAUUACUGCAACGUCCAUGACACAGUCCCUCUGUCCAGCAGCCAGGAAGUGGGGGGAGAUACCACAAUAAGGACGAUGAUGAGUUUCUGGUGGCCGCUGGCUCUCAUUUUGGCCAUGCAGAGGAUCAGCCGGCCCGUCGUCAACCUCUUCGUGUCCAGAGACCUCAAAGGCAGUACUGCUGCAACAGAGGCUGUAGCAGUCCUCACAGCCACCUACCCCGUGGGACACAUGCCCUAUGGCUGGCUGACAGAACUGCGAGCUGUGUACCCUGCCUUCGACAAGAAUAAUCCCUCCAACAAACUGGCUGGUGCUUCUGCAGUGACCAAAUCUCAAAUCAAGAGGUUUACAUUAGCUUGCUUUACCCUAUCUGUAACGAUGUGUUUCAUGGUGUUCUGGAUCCCUGGUGUGUCUGAGCUGAUUCUGGUGGAUGUAAUUGGAGUGGAUGCGGAAUUCGCUAAACUCUGUGUGGUUCCUCUCCGGAUCUUCUCCUUCUUCCCUGUACCAGUGACUGUUCGAGCUCAUUUCACUGGAUGGUUGAUGACCCUGAAGAAGACCUUCGUGCUCGCCCCCAGCUCUGUGCUGCGAAUCGGCGUUCUGAUCACAAGCCUAAUUGUGCUUCCCUACGCGGGGGUGCAUGGAGCUACACUGGGUGUGGGCUCUCUACUGGCUGGAUUCCUUGGAGAGGCCACUAUGGUAGCCAUAGCUGCAUGCUAUGUGUACCGAAAACAGAGAAAAAAAUCGGACACUGAAGAGGUCAUGCAGGCACAUGACUCCGCCCCAAUGACCGAGGUCACGCCCAGGACUCAACUGGAUGACAUCCAAGAGAUAAGAGAGGAGCAUGCAGAAGAUGCAGAAGGAAGAGCUGAAGAAAGAGAGGGGUUUGUGCGGGGGGAUUAAGAUUGGGGUUAAGCCUGGACUGAAGAGAAGAGGAUGAAGAUGAAAUCUAAUGUCUUGAUCAGGAGGUUUUAUACAGUAUGUCCUGAAUAUUAACUCAAAUAGCUCUAAAAACUAUUAAAACCUCUGUAUCCCACUCUUUUAAAACAUGAGACAAUACAACAAGAACAUCUGCGGUGGGACAAUCAGACAAAAGCCUGAGUUUAUGUAUCGGCUAUGGCACUUUCUGCACUGAUGGAUUUUUUUUUUCUUGCACUUACAAGUUCUCACGUUUCUGCACAGCAGCCGACAAACGAUCCUCUGCCAAAGCUGGUGAUGUAGCCGGAGGAUGUUUGUAUUCUGUUCUUCACACUUAACCAUCACAAACAACUAACUAUGUGAAGGGAGAGAGAUGAUCCAGCACCCUCGGAUGCAUCAGCAGAAGAUUUGAAGGGGAGGGAACUUCUAGCUGCAAGACUUUUGCCAAAGUGAAACGUACCGGCUGCUCUUGUUUUAGGCCUUGAAAUGCACAACAGCUGUUAACGCACAACAGUUACACAAGAUUUAUUCUGGUGAAAUGUAUAUUUUUUGGGGGAUAGUAAAUACAUACAUUUUAUUAUUUUUAACAGAUUCUCAGCUAUUUUUAUAAAUGUUAAAUAUAAAGUCUUUGUUUUGUCUAAGUCUUCUAUUUUUGUAUCAUUAUUGUAGAGAAACUGGCCUUAAUUGAUUUAUUCUUUGUUUCAAGGAAAGCCCCCAGAGUUAACAUGAAUGCAGACCUUUUAUUCAAUGAUCAGCUAUGAUAUUAGUACCACUGAUGGGUUAAAGGGGAAGAGAUGGGACCUACAUAUCAGGCUGCAGAUGAACAGUCAAAAAUGGGAAGCCUAGACUACAAUAAGUCAGAGCAACUCCAGGACAUCAGGCAGGUCUUGUGGAAUGUUCCUGGUAUAAGGAGGUACCAGCGACAUGGCCACAGUCACCUAAGACUAUAUGCAGUAGGCUAUGUUCACAUUACCAGGCUGAAGUGACUCAAAUCUGAUUUUUUUUUUUUGCUUAAUGUGGCCCAGAUCUGAUUUUUUUAUGGCUGUCUGAACGUGCCAAAUCCGUUUUUUCAAUUCAGAUUUGAGUUUCUUUUGUAUGUGCUCCUAAAUCAGAUACGUAUCCGAUCCAUGGACAUGCGACAUGAAUGUGAACGUUCAAAACGCAAUUCAUGCAUACUUUUUUUUGUUUUUACGCAUGCGCUACCUGCUUCUCUCUCGUACUACACACAUCUCUUGGUGCAGCUGUGCAGCUAUAACUGCAAAAACAGCAAAAGCAAACCGCCUGACCUUUUUUCACCUCCUCGACCUGAGCAUGUACUUCAGACCAGCUGUUUGCUGUUUCUCCACUCCAGCAAAAGAUGCUCCACAUAUGAGCUGAUAACGCAUCUAUUACCCUUUAUAAAGCUACGAGUCGUCUCUCAAAUAUCACAUUUUUUGUUGUGGUGAAGAAGGCGACAUUUAUACACAUUGUUCACAUUACACACAGAUACAGAUCACUUACAUAUGUGAAUGUGAACCAUCAAGAUAGCCAAAUCCAAUCUGAGCAACAACAAUAAAAAAAAAAAACAGAUUUGAGCAAUGUGGCUCGUAAUGUGAACAUCGCCAAAAAGAACAUAAAAGAUUUGCUGCUGAUGUCUUGGUGCUAGCUAUCACAGGAUGUUUUGAGUCUGAUGUGUUAAGACCUUCUAAUGUCAUGUCUGAUCAUUGUAUGGUCAUUGUUCUUCUAACCAAUUGAGAACCAAGUAUGAUAUACUCUAGUUCUGUGCUGGUUGGUUUGUACACAGCGUGAAAAGCUACAUUGACUGAUGGUUUCUUUUAUUCUUUUGUAAUUAUAGUUCCAGUGAAGCUUUUAGAACCACAAUCAAAACAAAGUCCUUGAUUUAAAUCACAGUAUCUGUGGACUCAAUGACCUCUUCAGACCUUCAUGCCCUCAUGAUUCACAAAGUCUCAGAAGGCCGGCACAAACACAACUCUCAACUUUUUUUUUUUUUUUUUUUUUUUUUUGUUUUGGGCGAUUCAAUUUUUUUGCUGAAAAAGAUUGACUAAUUUUUACUGAACAGUGACUUUUAAUUUUAAGUCAUGUUGUGGUUGGUACUGUAUGCCUGCUGGUAUCUUUAAACUGUUAAGUGUUCAAUUAAUACUUUUUCUUUAAGAAGCAAUACAAAAAUACAUUUAAGCUAUUACGCUAUUUAUGCAAUGGUACAAAACGUGUAAAAUGACUUUUAAAAAACCUGCGAAAAAGGUCCAAAUUUAAUUGCAUGCAAUAUUCCUUGUCAUGUAUCAUUAGAGUUAGAGAGAAAGAGAGCAUCAAAUCAUUUGAUGUUUGAGGCAUUGUAAUGGUAAUAAUAAGCUCCUAAAUAUGAACUGUCAGCUUCCUGGUCUCUUAGUCUUUAUCAAGUAUCUAUUUACCGGUAGAUGUUCUAUAUGCAUGUGGUUUGGUGGGCUUGUUUUUCAGUUGCACAUUAGAUUUUUUCUCAUCUGUUAUUACAGAGGUAAUUACAGUGUGAUGCACCUAAAGGGAGCAACAAUACUUCAUUGAAAACUGGUCUCAGUGGAACAGUUAUGCAAAGAUGAGAUGGUCUCUGAACUUGAUGCAGGUCUUUCGGGCUUGUAACAUUUCCUCUGGUGCUAAUAUUGUGUAAUCAGUGUCCUCAUAGAUCACAAUUAGACCAGGUACAAGGAAAAACUAUUGUUUUCUGUUCUAUAUCUAUCAGAGCUACAUUAGAUUUGCUCAGUGUCAUUUAUUUCAGUCCAUUUUCAGACAUGUCACAGUAAUGUCCAUAUAUCGUACGAGAAGUCAAUAAUGUAAUGACCUCAAUCAUUUUUGCUGACCUUGAAAAUUGUCCUUAACUUUUGCUUAGCACGAUAGCCCAAUAAAGGUGAACGAGCUGGUACUGUA